Messenger RNA from Sclerotinia borealis F-4128, 2337 nucleotides. The record is from the annotation of a GenBank genome assembly. Lineage: Eukaryota; Fungi; Ascomycota; Leotiomycetes; Helotiales; Sclerotiniaceae.
AUGCUACCCUUACGCAAACGAUCAAAACUAAAUCCGUAUACGGAACAGUCAACAACUUCUUCACAAGAUACCACAGAACAGGGGCGUACUACUCCCAGUAACAUUCAGCAUGCUGCGGCUCCCAACAAAGAGCUCAAAUCGAAGGCCAAUUCGUAUGGAACCUGGCCGCGCAAAUCUAUCGCCUCUACACAGGUAGCGAGAGAGACAAUCUUAGCCGAUAAACCAUCGAAUGGGAGUCAUUACGAUCAAAGAAAACCUUCAUCAGUCGCAUCUAGACCCCCAUCAAUGUUCCCAGGGAAAAGUAAACCAGCAUCGGAAAUAACAUUGGGCGUUCCACCACAGGAGGCUCCGAACAAUGAGACAAAUAGCAAGGAUGAUGAGAAUGUACCACGGGAUGUUGUGAAUCCGCAAACACCUCGAGCCCGAUUUUUGAGGGAGUCGGAUACGCCCAAAGAAAUCACCUCGACAAGCUCACCGGUCGCCGAAAUUGCUGAGCGGCCUGCCACCUCUCAAGGCUGGUUAGGCUGGCUAGGCAUGCCAUCGCCAACCUCAAAAGAUUUGGUUCCUAUGGUUGAAGAGCCUCGAAGGCAAAAUCCUGAGGAAAUUCCUUCGGAUGAAACAAUUAUAUCGCAGCAGACAAUUCUAGACGAAACGAUCCAGGUCCCAGACCAGACUUUGUCAUCGUCGAGAUCAUGGUUCAAUUUAUGGCCAGCCUCUCAACCUCCAGUUCCUGCAGAAGGCCUAAAAGAACCAAUUGUGACGCAAGUAAUGGAGGACAAUCCUGACAUAGUAAUGGAAGAUGCAUCGGAAGAUGCACCUAAACCUGCACCGCCUACUACACCGAGUAGAUCUACAAUACAACCUGGUGGUUAUACUUGGGCGUCGGCUUUUUGGUACACCGAUAACAACAAAACGAGUACCGAUCUUCUCGAAACCCCGGAUAAGGGGGGAAUCGGCGAGCUAGCUGUCUCGGGCGAUCAGUCUCAAAGUCACCCGUUACCAGCCAAGGUGGUUCCAGCUGUCGAUACCAAGGCAUCUCAGGCCGAUAAAAAGUCGAAAGGCAGCAAAAGUGGUCGACUGAAGUCUGUAGAGAUCGAGGCAAUCUCACAGAAAACUGCAAGUGCACAAUUAGAUGAUCCACCCAAGAAAGUCACCACCCCAUCCCAGAUUUUAUCGACACGUAACCUAUUACUUCCAUCUGUACAAAGUACUUACCACUUGAUGGGAAAUCCCUCAAUCCUACGGCAGCUAACAAAAUUGAUUAUACGUAGUCGACAGAAACCCAUGAAGCAUGUGUUUUUGGCCAAAGAAGUACCAAAGAUCAAGAAUGCAGUCGCAAUAGGUGUGCAUGGACUAUUUCCUGCACCUUUACUGCGUAAACUCAUCGGACAGCCUAGUGGGACUUCAAUAAGAUUUGCCAAUCAUGCAGCGGCUGCUAUUAGGCGGUGGACAGAUGCACACGGGUCUCCCGAUUGUGAAAUAGAGAAAGUGGCACUUGAUGGCGAGGGCAAAAUUUUUGAGAGGGUUGAUAAGCUAUGGAGAUUGCUCAGUAACUGGACCGAUCGAAUACGACAAGCCGAUUUUAUAAUGGUGGCUGCUCAUUCACAAGGCGUGCCCGUUGCCCUGAUGCUUAUUGCAAAGUUGAUAGAGGAGGGCAUAGUAUCAUCAGCUAGAAUCGGCGUAUGUGCAAUGGCUGGUGUAUCAUUGGGUCCUUUUGCCAGUCACCAAACUGGGUACCAAGCAGCCUUAUUUAACGAGACGAUAACAGAACUCUUCGAGUUUGCAAAUUACGAAAGUGAUGUGGCGAAACAUUAUGAAAAGGCACUUCGACGAGUCUUAAAGUAUGGAUCUGCCAUCUUCUCGCCUGCAGAACAUCCCUAUAUUUACCGAGCUGUGUUUGUGGAUGGACGUAUACAUGCUCCGGACUUUAUCGCUCACUUGGUCGGCUUCGCGUUGAAAUUACGCAACCUCGGUGUGUCAGAUCAUGGACUCAUUCGUGAACUAUCGGCGCCUCUGGCCGGAAGUCUUUAUACUGGCGGUGGUCACUCUCGUCUCUACGAUGAGGACAAAAUCUAUGACAUGGCAAUGGAUCACGCUCUUACCACUACCUCAGUACCUGAUGUCCCACUGCAUAUAUCCCAAUAUUCUCCACCUACAAACGCAAACCCUUACGUUUUGCCCUGGAUCAUGCGUGGGGUUCUCGAGGAAGAAUUUGUGAAAACAGAACUGCAUACCGAGGCAGUAGAGCUACUGGAACAAUUCGAUGAUUGGAAACCUAGUAGUAAAGUUUUACAAGAUGUAAAAUACAGAUUAGAGGCUGUCAGAUCUAAACUAUGA